This is a messenger RNA of Entrophospora sp. SA101, 1965 nucleotides long. NCBI's taxonomy places the organism in Eukaryota, Fungi, Glomeromycota, Glomeromycetes, Entrophosporales, Entrophosporaceae. The record is from the annotation of a GenBank genome assembly.
AUGGAUGAAGAUGAAGAGCUUGCAAAUCCAUUUAAUAAUUUGUUAACUGAUGAUAAUAAUCAACAAGUACUGGCUCAUCAAAAUCGCAAGAGAACUUAUAACGAUGUUAAUAGUCCAACUUCUGAUCAUAAUCUUUCACCAUUAAUCAAUAGUCCAUCAACACCUUUAAUUACUGGUGGUGGAUUAAGUCGUCGUAACUAUCUAUCAAAUCCUCAUUAUGAUCAAUAUGAACAAGUGGGUAUAGAUGAUAAUCCUAUUGAAAAUGAGCCAGAUCCUGCAGCACGUAGACGUGCUGAAUUUCUUAUGGAGCAACGUGAUGCUCUUGAAGCUGGAAGACCUAGAAAAAGAUAUGAUGAACCAAUUGAUGCUGAAGAAGAAGAAGGGGAUGAGAGUUUGACAAUAGAGGAACUUUCAGAUAUGAAAGCAAAUAAUGUACUUGAAUGGGUCCAAAAACCACCUGUCAAGAAUGGUAUCAUGAAGCAAUUUAGUCAUUUCUUACAUUCAUUUACAAUUGAUGGCAAAAAUGUUUAUCGGCAAAGGAUUGAUGAAUUAACAGCGAAAUGUCCAACUGUAAUCUUGAAUUUAUUUGAUGAGGUUUCAAAUAAUGUAAUCAUUCAAAGAUAUCACAAUUAUUCUAAUAUUGAAAAACAUGUCACAGUCCGCAUAACUAAUUAUUCAGGUAAUCGUACUCUUAGACAACUUAGAGAAAAGCAUCUUAAUACAUUUGUAUGUGUCAAUGGAGUAAUUACUAAAAGAACAGGAGUAUUUCCACAAUUGAAAUAUGUAAAAUAUAAUUGCGGAAAAUGUGGAGGACUGCUUGGACCAUUUACUCAAGACUCUGAUUCAGAAAUUAAAAUAAAUCAUUGUAUACAUUGUGAAUCAAAGGGCCCAUUCUACAUAAAUGUAGAAAAUACAAUAUAUAGUGAUUAUCAAAAGAUAACACUUCAAGAGAAUCCAGGUUCGGUUCCGCCUGGAAGAUUACCUCGCCAUCGUGAAGUUAUUCUAUUUGCAAAUUAUAUUUAUAAAACACAUGAUGCUAAUAUUGACUUGAGUGAUGAAGAUAAAAGAAAAAUAGAAGAUUAUUCUAAAGAUCCUCGAAUUGCCCAAAGGAUAUUCAAAAGUAUUGCACCAUCGAUUUAUGGACAUGCCAAUAUAAAAAGAGCUUUAGCUUUAUCAUUAUUUGGAGGUGUACCAAAAAAUAUCAAAGACAAACAUCGAUUACGUGGUGAUAUUAAUAUUCUUAUGCUUGGAGAUCCUGGUACAGCCAAGUCACAAUUUCUAAAGUAUAUUGAAAAGACAGCACAUCGAGCUGUAUUCACAACAGGACAAGGAGCUUCAGCAGUUGGUCUGACGGCAUCAGUAAAAAAAGAUCCGGUGACCAGAGAAUGGACAUUAGAAGGCGGAGCAUUGGUGCUUGCCGAUCAAGGAAUUUGUCUCAUUGAUGAAUUUGACAAAAUGAAUGAUUCUGAUAGAGGACGAUACAAUGCCUCAGUACCAUUUUCGCAUAACGUAUAUCUAACCGAGCCUAUUUUGUCACGAUUUGAUAUUUUAUGUGUUGUCAAAGAUAAAGUUAAUUCAGGAAUUGAUGAAAUUCUAGCUGAAUUUGUUGUUGCUAGUCAUAUUAGAAGUCAUCCGUCUUCCGAAGCUCAAAGUGUUGGUGAUUUACAUCAGGAUGCUGACCUUAUUCCUCAAGAUGACUUAAGGAAAUAUAUUUUAUAUGCUAAACAAAUUGAACCAACAUUAUCUGAAUUUGAUAAAUUAAAAGUCGCUAAUCUUUAUGCAGGUUUAAGACAAGAGGUUAGCACAAAAUGGGGUUUUUUUUGGUGUAGAAUUCAUCUUCGUCGUGAUACUAUUGGCAGAGAUUUAGAUGUAGCAAUUGAUGUCGUUUUAAGAAGUUUCUUUUCAUCUCAGAAAUAUUCAGUUGCAAAUAAACUUAAAGAAAAAUUUGGUGGAUUUUUGAUGUAG